UCUUGCGACUGCAAUGAUGUUAGUUUUUGGAUACAGCGUAUUCACUUUGGCCUACUUCCUCAGGACACCAACAACCGAUUCUAUCUGCUUCGGACUAUAGCUAGAGUGUCGUUGAAAGCAGAUCUGCGCUUGAGGGCGACCAUUUGGGCCGAAGUCUGAAAUGCCCUCCUCCGGAUCCGUGACCAUGCAGGACAGCAUUCUUGUUUGUUUGACGUCACCGCAUCGAUGCAGACGGCCUAUUUCUAGCACCCGUUCUGAAACUCUUGCACAAUUUCGUGAAACGGAGGAGUUCAACAGCCUCAACACGAUUGUGUUAAUUGAAGUCUCGCGGGUUGUGCUGUUGAUACUGCCCGUGGGGGAGAUAUGGAGUCGGGCUCCUCGCCUUCGGACCUCGUAUGAAGAGAUUUCUGGAUCGAGUUGCUCCUUUCAAGCGCAGUAUCUUGCCAUUUUAGCCCCUGCCACGAACUCUGCGGCGACGGACUCACGGAAGAUCACUGGCCGCUCGAUCGUCCCUUGCAUCGCGAAAUGUCGAACCCACCCAGUGAGGUUGUCAAUUUCGGUAGCCGCCAGGUUAUGGCUGCGAACACCGUGUCUGGGAUUGCUGCUAGGGAUUUUGGGAGGGUCGCUUGCUUGUAAUGAGUCGACGAGUCGAUGAUCUAAGAUUGGUCGUGACCUGGAAGAUUCGGUUCUUCAGCUAGUUGUCGAAAAUGGUUCUCUUGUCUCUGGCUCAUUGACUAUAUCUGUUGGUAUUUCCUCUCCCUGAGUGUCGUACUGCUCUGUAUCCCAACGACUUCGUCGAUUCAUGUCAUUUUGAGAGGGGGCUGCAAAAAGAAGCGAGUGUAAACAGCUAAUUUCCUUGUCGUGGGAUGCAUUUGAAACAUUCCAGACCCCUGUUUGCUUGAAACAUCU
Aspergillus japonicus CBS 114.51 is the source of this 909-nucleotide messenger RNA. RefSeq lists its product as uncharacterized. The coding region runs from base 161 to 655 and encodes 164 amino acids. The record is from RefSeq and is a predicted model, not a curated record. The transcript has a single exon. Lineage: Eukaryota; Fungi; Ascomycota; Eurotiomycetes; Eurotiales; Aspergillaceae.